GAGAAACGUUUAGGAAUUUCUGCCGGACAAUGUGACAUUUCGUCAACAGACGGAAAUAUUGCAGACGCCGAUCUUAUAUUGGAAAUGUCAGGAGUUCAGGACGGUGCAAAUAACGACAGUCGACCGGUUAUAUCAGUCUAUAACGGUAGUAAUUUUGUGGGUCGGCUUGUGGUGAUCGAAAAGGGCAAAGAAACUGUGUCGCCGGUAAGCAGCAUGUCAGCGCUGGAACAAAGUUCAGAUUCCAGCAGUGAAUCUAUCGAAAAAUGUAUAAAACCACAGGCUCAGAAACGAAAAAUGAAUCAUGAUUUACCUGCGGAGAAUAAGAGAUAUAAGGUGGACCCUACCGUGAGCGAGGAAAGCUCGGAAAACACAUCAUCAGGGUCCCUGUUCGAUGGAUGCGGAAUGGUCCCAUGCGAUAUUAAAUCUCGUGCUUCUAGUUCAGAUGAGGAAGAUGAUCAGCCAAUGGACAAAGAAGCAAGCAAUGAUGCACCAUUCGUUGAUAUUCUCCCGGAAAACAGCUCGAGUCAUAGUGCCCAAAGUAGAAAAAUGCUUAAGUAA
Drosophila willistoni is the source of this 558-nucleotide messenger RNA. RefSeq lists its product as uncharacterized. Bases 85 to 558 code for a protein of 157 amino acids. The record is from RefSeq and is a predicted model, not a curated record. NCBI's taxonomy places the organism in Eukaryota, Metazoa, Arthropoda, Insecta, Diptera, Drosophilidae. The transcript has 3 exons.